ACCAUUUUUCCGCUGUCUUUUCAAUAAGAAAACUACGUGCGCACGAUAUAGUAACUAUUGGCGUUUACCGGACGGACGGAUGCGUAUCGGAGAACGGAAUAAAUUGGAAUAAAAAUAACAAAAAAAAAACCGGUAGAAAUGGAAAACUGGGGAAGAUGCAGAACGUUACACUGACUGGAGUUGCACUAAACUCCGAAUCCGCGGAUACAAUGCGCUCUCACAUACACACACACACACACACACAUACGUACAAGAAAAACGCACACAAACGUUGACGCACACCAAAAACACCACACUAACACACACAAACACGAUACAAUGUACGCGUACGGGCGAUACAGUCGAUAUACACACACACAGACAUUGGCGGUUCUCUAGUGCGCACUCUAUGGCGGCGGCGAACGCGCGCCAACCGUUUACGGCCGCCAUAUUUAAUAGUCAUGUGACCCGUCGGCGACCAAUCGAGUGCAGGCUCAACCGGCGGGUAAAUUCGAGGGACGCUAAGGAAUCGAUUCCGUUACCACCGUCAACAAUAGAAAACAGAAAUCGGCGCGCGCCAGUUUCCACUUCACACUAAUGCCACCAUUUUAAAAGUAUGUAUUAACGCACUCGAAUAUUUUUUUCCGUUUCCGCCGUAGCCAACUUAAUUCUGUUUAACGGUUUUUGGCCGUUCAAACGCGUCGGUUCUCGUUAUCGCCGAAGCAAAGAGGUUAGCAAUAUUUUAAUGUAUUGGACACAAGCUGUGAACGUUAAUAUACUAAAUUACCGUACGAUCAUAAAUUCUAUAGUUUUUUUUAUGAAGUCUUCGACUUUUUUUUCCAUUUGAAUUUACAGCAGUGGACGAUUGAUUUGUGUGAACAUUAUCAUAACUAAAUAUUUAAUCUUACUUACAAUUUAUUGUGUUAGACUAUUCGCAUUAACAUUUGCUAUAUUGUUGUUCACACGCUCAUACAAUUAGGUACUUUUAUUGUAUUCAAAAUGAUUCACUAACAACAGUCAAGUUAAAUUUAUUAUUAUAAUUUUAUUGGUAAAUUUCCAAUAUAAUGGGAAUUAUUUUACGUUUUAAUUGUGCACAUAUAUAGUGAAAUGACCAACUGGUAUAUUAUUAUGGAGAUCAGAAUUAAAAAAUAAUAAUAAUUAUGCCUAAAAAUAAUAAAAUGACAAUUUAUGAUCAUAUUAUAUAGAAAUGCAUAAUAUAAUAUAUUAACAAACAAGGUUCUAAUGUCGUACAAAUUGUAAAUAUAAAACAAUAAAACCAUAAUAAAUUAUAAAAUAUGUUUAUGUAACUUGAUAGACAAAAAAAAAAAUAUAUUAUAAUUAAUAGGACAGUAGAAAAUCCAAAUAAUUUAUAAUUUUUAGGACCAAAUAAAUAUUUGUGUUAUUACAGUCCUAAUAAUAAAUAGGAUUCUAACAAAAAUGAUUAUAUUUGUUAUAAUCAUACGCAAAUGAAGAUAUUAGAGUAAUGACUAUGUAAAAAUAUGCAUUAGAAUAAUAAUAAAUAUGUAGGUUUAGCUGUUGAUAUAUACAUUAUGAGACACAAAAUAAUGAUAAAUAUUCCAAAUAAUUUUGUGUUAAAUAGAUAUAUUAAGAAUGUAUAAUUUGUUUGUUAAUUUAAAAUCUGAUGUUAGAUGCUAUGACAUUGGUGACAGCACCACUGGAAAUGACACCGGAACGAAAUUCUUCUUGUGCUUUAGCAAAACUGGCACCAGAGCUACGAUAGAUUCUAUGGAUCUAAAAAUAUAAUACAUUUUAUAUAACUUUGGAAUAUUUAAAAUUAAUAUAAUUUUUUUUUUCUUUACUUUUGUUAGCAAAAAGAAGUCCAUAGCUGCACCAAGAGCGAAAGAAAUUCCCAUCAUUGUCACCAAUGUACCCAAAAAGGGGUGCGAGUUUUCAUAAAGCUUAAAGGCCAUAAAAAUUCCACUGUAAAAAAAAACCAUAUAUUCAUGUUUAAAUAAAUAAUGAUAAUCUAAUAAUCAAAAUUAAUUACCAAUAUCCAGAAUCCGUUGUACCCAAUGCUUGAACAAUUGAUAUAACAAACUGGAUACAAAAUACAAAGAAGUAGAGCAUGAAGUUGAAAGAACUAUCAUCACUAAAUAAAAAAAAAAUUCUCAUUUUAUUUUUAUUUAAUCAAAAAAAACAGUAAUAUAUUUUAAAUCACUUGCAAUCUAACUCUUAGUCAGUAUUUAUUUUGUAUUUAAUUAGUAUAGAUUAAAACCUAGGUAUAGUAUAAAGCCAAAGAUGAUAUCUUACAUAAACAUAGAGAUUUCUCUGAGAAGUUUGGUUAGUAUUAUUUUAAAAAUGUAUUAGGUGAAUAAUACAAAUUAAUAAAUACAAUUAAAAUUGUUUUACUUCUUCAUUUGGUUAGUCACACUAGUGCUCAACAUUCACUUACAAAAAUUCAACAUCACCCAAGAAAAAUCCUAAUUUACUCUUUUGAUAAUUAAAUUUGCCUUAUUUUUAAUUGAGAGCACAAUAAUGCAUUAAUAAAGAAAAAUUAAAUAUUUUUUAAAUCAAUUUUAUAAGACACACAUGAAAAAAAAAAAGCUUAUUAUACAAUGAACAAAACAGAUUAUACAUAAUGAAAUAAAAUUUUUAAGGUAAAAAAUUAUAUGUAACAAGUUACCAAUAUGUAUCAAUGCUUAGAAAGUUCAAAGAAUAGUUAAAAUCAAAAGCGAGAUAUAUACUUGUACAAAUAUUAGACUUUGGCGCAUGUUGAUAAUUUGAUAUGUAUCAGUUUUUUUGGUAUGUAAAAAUAGUGAUUCUUUAAAAGAUAAUAAAUAGCUAAUAUUAUGAAAGCAAAUAAUUCAAUAAAAAUUUGAAUGACACAAACAAUAAUUGUGAAAAUAAUAGAUGUGAUUAAUAUUUAAGUAGUAACUGUCUAUAAAAAAAAUAAAAAUGAAUAUUUUUUUGGGUCAGCACUUAUCGUUACGUUAUUCAUAUUAUAGUACAUUCUAAAUUAUACUAUAAUGAUUUAAAAUUUCAUUAAGCGGUAGCCUAUUUUAACCAAAAUGUGUAUUGUUAUACAUUAUAAUCGAUACAAGACUAUUAUGUCCAUAUUAGGCGGCUGCCUACAUUAACCGGUGGCCACAUUAAGUGGAAUCCACUAAAAUAUUAAUUGGAAUAAUAAAAUUAAAAUAGUAUUCUUUGAAAGAAAAAUAAUUUUUGAUACAAAAAAAAAAUCAAACUUUUAUUACAUAAUUUAACAGUACCAAAUAAUACAAAGGUUAAUCAAAUAUUAAAGAAAUAGAUAAAAUAUUCAUUACCUUGAACCUAAAAACUAUCAAAUUGUUUAUUAGUUGAUCUGAAAAAAGGAAGAUAUUAUAAUUAUGAACAUUCUUAAAACUAAUUUUUUUCUUCAAUGUACCAAAUAACCUGACUGUUAUCAGUGUUACCAUAGUUUACACCUAAUUAGAAUUUUCUUAUUACGUUUACCCCUCAUGUUUUUUUUUAACUUUGUCCAACUAUAUAUAAUCGUAUGCUUUACAUCUUCCUCAAAUUCACCAUUCUUUCGCCAAAUAGAUUUAAUUAGAACAAAUUUCCUUAAUGCCAACUACCUCAUCUACUUAGUUUUUACCUUGCAUUACACCUUAUUUUAUCAAUUAUCAGUUAUCACUCUGUCUUAAAUCAUUCUAAGUCUAUUCUAUAUAUUAUCUAUACAAAUUUGAUUGAUUAAAUAAUGGGUAGGUAGUUCUAUAGUGUUUUAUAUAACCAUUUAGUAUGAUAUUUAAUACAUAAACUAAAAAAAAAUAUGAAAGUCUGGAAUAUAAAAUGUGUUAUAAUAAAAACGCCAAUGAAAUAAUAAAUUAUUAGUUAAAUUGCAAGCAACUUAAACAACAAACACAACAUGUUUAAAAUAAAAAUAAUAAUUUUCAAAAGAUUACCGAAAAGCUUUGUAACCAGGACGGAACCAAAAUAAAAACGAUAGUGGCACUAAGAUUCCAGUGAAUAUAAUUGACGAAACAAAUGUAACAAGAGCUCCUGUAGUGAAAAGUAGUAAAGUACCAAUCAACGCAUUGCAGAUUAACAAGCCAGUAUGAUCUAAAAAUAUUAAAAUAUAAUACCAUUACAUAAAGUUAUAUUUAAAUAAUAUACUUAAAAAACUUACAUAACCAUAAAUAGUACAAUUGUCUGACAACAUGUUGAAAAUCUGGAGGGAUUUCAACAUUAAUAUCCAAAUAAAAACAUGGUUGAUAAUAGAAUCCUUUAGGUAAAGGAGGCCAAUUAUUUUGACGAACUUAAACAAUUUAAAAGAUAAUUGUUAUUAUUUUACAUCACAUAAAAAUGAACACAAUAAUAACCAUAAACCAUAAACCAUAAUAAUGACAAUAAGUCAAUAAAUACCAUUGAUCGAAGCAUUUCUUAAUUCCUCUUCUCUUCUGUCUAAUUCGGCUUGCCUUCGAUCAAGUUCAGCUUUUCUAGCCUAAUUUUUAUUGAAAAUUUAUAUUAAUAUAAGUAUAUUAUAAUGUUAUUUAAUAAGGUUAUGAAAAAUGAAAUACCAGUAAAUCGGCAGACACAUCACCGGAAUUUCUUCCAUAAGUAGAAGCAACUUGUGAUGUAACUGGAUAUUCUUGUGUGGGUGACAUAACAGCUGGCAUAGAAUUGAGUGGUGGAUUAGAUGCUCCCCUUAUAGGAGGUUUCUGAAAUAAUAAAAUAAAAUAAAACCAAUAAAUAAUAUAAUAUUGUUACAGUUCAAAAAUAAAUAUAAGAUUUCUAAAUAUUAUUAAACGCUUUUUUCUAUAUAAUACUAAAAUAAUACUUAUAAUUAAUUCAUGAUUACUGAUAAUUCUUCAGCUAAACUUCAGUUAAAAAAUAAUAUUAACAGCUAAAAAAGUAUUAAUAAUUAAGUACAAUAGUUAUAAUUUUACCGCAUUGUUAACAACAUUCUGAUCCUUUCCAAAUGGAUUGAAGUCUUCAAUUAAAGACUGUACUUUAUUAUUUGUUAGUUCUUUGACUGAAGGAUCCUAAAAAAAUAAUUAAAAAUAUUUUUUUCCCUUAGGUUUGCUAGCUAUUACACAUUUUGUUUAUGGUUAAAUUGUUCAACUAUACCUAACUAUUUGUAUACAUCUAAUUUAACAAUGUUUUAUAAAACCAAAAUUAACUAAGUAAUCAUUACUUAAUAAUUUUAUAUUAUCAUAUUAUUGAUUAGAUUACACAAACUACCUAUCAUUAAGCAUGAAAAUUCUUAAAAUUAAAUCCCUAAAACAAAAAUAUAUUUUGUUUUAAAUAAUAGAUCAAAUAAUUUAAUGGCUUAAUGUCAAGUGCUUAAAAUGGAAUUAUAUCAAUGUAUAUUAUAUUAAAAAAUAAUCCAAAAUUACAACUUUAUAAAUAAUAUUUUUUAAAUAGAUUAUUACUGUGACAACAAAGAUCAUAUAUUACGACUUUGGCUACAAUAUUAUACGAGAACGACUAGUCAUUUUUGUUUUCUUGUAAUAUUUGAAUGUGGACAUAGGUCAAAUGUCCCCAUAUUAUUACCUGGAAAGGAUGACCCACGGUGGGAUCUCCGAAAGGAUUUUCAUCUGGUUCGGCCAUGGUUAUGUAAUAUGUAAAAUGGUAUAACGGCGCGUUAUGUUAUUUACUAUGGAAAAUCGUCACCACUAUAACUUGCAAUCACUGCAUAUAUAUCAUCAUAAAAACGUUAGCAGACAAUAGUACGAAAUUAAUACACAAAAUGAGCGGAAAACAGUUAAGAAUGCAUACUACUAUAUCUGACACUACAAAAUGUUAAUUAUUAUGUUUCAGUCGGCCAAAGAUUAUGAAACGAUCGAACAUUUUUUCACAUAAUUGUGUGACGUACGCUAUCAAUAAAUGGAAAGAAAAACAUAAUUUACAGUGUGUGAAUGAGAUAAAUUGUAUAUAGCCGACCGCAAUUUCAAUAUUACAAGUUUAUUAAACGGUUAAUGGAACGCAGAAAAUUAUAUGUUUAUUCGAUUUGUUUGAAAAAAUUCAGGUAGUAUGUUUUAAUUAAUUGCGAUUUGUUAUUCAUUAGAUUAUAAUUAGCCUUAGUACUCCCAGGAUUAAAAGAUGUUGGACUUCCUGUUAGGUGAAUAUCAUUUUAGACUGAUAAUAUUAUUAUCUUUUACCUUAUCAGUUAUCAGCGUGUUUGUUUGAAUGAUAGAAUCGUGGAUUUUAAUAUUUUAUUGUAGUUUUGUAAUAAACUGUACCUUGUUGACUAACUGUCAGUCACUAAAAUGGUUCGAAAAUUAAAAUUUCACGAGCAAAAGCUGUUGAAGAAAGUCGAUUUUAUAUCAUGGGAACUAGACAACAACUUACAUGAAAUUAAAAUCAUGAAGAAGUACAUGAUUCAAAAACGAGAACAUUACACAUUGUAAGAAAUAAAUCAAUAGUCAAUAAUUUCAAAAAAAAAUAACUCUAUUAUCGAUUAAUUUUAGGUACAAUAAAUUAUCCAGAGAAAUACGCACUGUGGCAGAAAAAAUUAAAUCUUUAGAUUCUAAAGAUCCAUUUAGGAAUGAACAAGGUGCUCAAUUAUUGGAAAAAUUGUAAGAUUAUACUGCGAAUUACUUUUUAUUCAUAUAUAUUUAACUAAGUAUAAAAGUAAUUAAUAUUUCAAUUUAAUAUAAUAAUAUAAUAAUUUAAAUAUAUCAAUAAUUUGCUGAUUUCUGAAAAAACAGAAGCUACACUCUGAUUGAGAUAAACAGACCCUACAGACCUUCAGAAUACCAACAUGCGCAAACUUUUCAAGUUUAAAGUUAGUCAUUAAUUUUAUGAAUUAUUAAAACUAUACUGAUUUUUAGUUAAACAACUAUAACAUAGGUUAUACCAGUCUCAUUAGUAUGAAACUCAGAUAAAAUUUUCCUAAAUCUGACAUAUUACUACCCUUCAAGUUUAAAAUGUGACUACAAUAUUUCAUGACUUAUGUUUAAUUUAAAUUUGGUUACCUGUUGCACAUUUGUCUAUUGAUAGGCACUAUACAUGGAAAACUGACUAUGACUAAUUCGCUGCCUAACUCACAAAAACCUGCCUAAUCUAUAUGAAACACGGCACAUAGCUUAUUUUAUAUGAUGUUUAAAAGCUCUAUGAAUAUAGUUAUAAACAUAAAAUCAUUUAAGUUUUGUCUGUCUACAACAAUAAACCAUUGUUAAUGAAAAACAAUUUGGACCGAAUUAUGGUUAUACAUGUUUUGAAAGGCUGUAAUAUUUACAAUUUUGGUCAAAAUUUAAUAUUAAAACACUUAUACAAAAAACUACUACAUUCAACAUUAUUUCUUGACCACCAAGUAUAACUUAUAAUGAACAUCCUGUAAAAUUUCUUAGCAUUUAUAUUUGGUAAAACAUUUUUAUCCGCAUAGUACUUACCAAAUAAAAAAUAUUUUAAAACAUUCAUAAAAUACCCAUAAAUAAAUAAAUUUCACUCAAAUGUUUUGAAAAUAUUACUCUGUCAAAUAAUGGCUAAUGAGUAUUCUGUGAAAAUUGCAGAGCUUUUAAAUAUCUUAUAGUGUAAACUGUAUGCCAAGGUUCAAACAAAUCUGUUUUUGCAAGUUUGUCAUUUCAUACCUAAAAAUAAGAAAAUUUUUGAUCUGCUUGUAUCAUAUAUUUUCGAAAAAAAAAAAUCUGAAAAAAGUUAAUAUUUAUAGAGAUAACGAGUGUUCCCAGUUGAGUGAAUAAUUCUGUAUGUGUAUUUCAAAGGAUUAAUCAUCCACAGAUUUUAAUAUUUUAAACAAUACUCAAACACAUCAAACUGCAGUUUUAUCUUUGCAAUGUUUUUAAGAACACUAAGAACAUCUGAUUUCUUAAUUAUUUUAAUUAAAAAAUAGUUUAAUGCAAUUGCAGAAACAGGUAGUCUGUUUGAUCUUUAUACAUAAAAGUUGACUUUUUAAUAUCAUUAGAUAGAGAUUCAUUUAAGCUGGUAAAUUAACUGUAGAUCAUCACAAAUAUUUACAAUUGUAUCAUUUACUCUAACAUUAUUAAUAUAAUCUUUUAUUUGAUAAAUUCUUAUAUGUACCUUCUAGUAUUACAUUCUAAGUAAGUUUUAGCUUUAUGAUAGUUUAUUAAAAAUUUACUUUUAAAAUAAAUAUUUUUUGUAAAUUUUUUAAUUAGUGUAGAUUUAUAAUGAUAAAUUUAGUUUUGUAUUAUAAGGAUGUUUGUAAAUUUUUAAGAAUAACUAAACCUACUGUCAUCCACUCUUAAUCUUUUAUUUUUAGUUUUCCACUUUUAUUAACAUUGAAAAAUCAACAAAUUUAAUUACUUUAUCUAGGGAAAUAUUGACACAAUUGUUUACAUCAUGAGUAUUUAAAUACAUCAACUGACUUAUCUAUCCCAACUACGUUUUAUAUUAAUUUUUAUUUGUUGUUUAUACAUUGCUUUAUAUUUAAUAGUACAUGGUAUAAAAUAAAUAACCUUAUAAAAAGAAUAAUGUAUUAUUUAUUUUAGAUACAUAAUGGGAUUAAUUACGACAAAAAGAAAUUUUGAGCUUUGUUCAAAAGUAACUGCAUCUUGUUUCUGCAGACGACGAUUACCCGUUAUAAUGGUUCGUUCUAAAAUGGUCCAAACACUUAAAGCUGCCACUACCUAUAUUGAACAAGGUCAUGUUCGAGUAGGACCACAACUAAUAAAAGAUCCAGCAUUCCUAGUAUCAAGGUACCUAUGCUAAAUAUAUUUGAGAAUUAAACAAAAAAUCAAUAUCAUAAUAUUGAUCAAUUUAUUUAGUCAAAUUUUCCUUUUAAAAUUAAGGUUGAUUAUUUUAUAGUAUAUGCAUAUUUUUAAAUCAAAUUUGAAAUAGGUACUAAAUUAUACACAACACCACAUUUUACAUGAAAUAUUUUAUGUUUUUCGCAUAGUUUUUUUUAUGUUUCAAUAUAAUCCAUAUUUGCAUUAUUAUUGAUUACAAAAGUUCUUAACUUUUUAUUUUAAAAUUAAAUACUAAAAACAAAAAAAAAAAAUAGUUUAUUUGUAAUGAGCUUUUAAAAUUUAGUAAAAUAAUCUGAAGUGACAUAUAAAAAAAAUUAAUAUUUUACCCCUAAAUUACUACUUAAAUUUUAAAUGUUAACUAAAUUUUCAAAAAAUAAUUUGUUAAAAAUGGUGUUAAAUUUGUAGGUAUUAAAACAAAUUUAAUUAAAAAUUAAUAAUAAUAAAUACAACUUAUAAAAAAACUAUUGAGGAAAUAACUUUCACAUGAACAUGUUAAAAAAAUUAUUUUUAGAAAAGAUUUAAUAUUUUAAGCCAUGAAUAAAUAGAUGGAUUAUUAUUAUACAUUUUUCUUUAAGGAUUACAAAAUAAUUUUUAAAUAGAAAUCACUACUAAUACUAUAGUAAUGAAAUUUAAGCCUCCUGAAUAUUUUAACACUAAUUAUUUCAAUUAAGGCAAGUAGAUUUUGAAUGACUAUUGUAGAAGUCAUCAAAAAUUAUAAAUUUGCUUCUUUAUGGUUAUAAGUGCGAUAAGUUCAAUUUUCAAACUUUAAAAAAAUUGUAUGAAUUGUAUUUAUAUUAGAUUAUAUGUAUAUCUUUUUGUUUAAAUAUUUUUUUUUAUUUUUUUUAUUAUAACACCAAUUGAAUAGCCUUAUUAUGAAUAAUAAAUCAAAACCAAUAUUUCUAUAUUUUUCCAUGAAAUUUAAUUAACCAUACAUCAAAUAUUUUUAUCUAAAAGAAGAAAAAUUACCAAACCUUAUUACAGGAAGUACACAUUUCCCUGUGAUGAAUCUGUAAGUGAUAGGUAAGCGAUAAGCAGGCUGUUGUUCCAAAUUCUAUGUUUACUGCUUAUUUGCUUGUAUACAAAAGAUAGGUAAUCAAUUUAUUGAGUUUACAAAUAUAAACUCAAACAAUUUUAUCCUUUAUUAUAAACAAAGUUGACAUAAUACAUUUUAUAUAAUUUAAUUUUAGAAAAUAAAGCUUACCUAUUUUUAUAAUAAAUAUAAUUAUGUAACAUAAAUAUUUAUUUUUCAGACCUUUAGAAGAUUUUGUUACGUGGGUAGAUAAUUCUGCCAUUAAGAAACAUGUGCUUGAGUAUAAUGAUAUGAAAGAUGAUUUUGAAAUUAUGUAAUAUUCUAUUUAUUAUUUUUUUAAAUAUAUAGAACUGUAUUAUGUUAUGCUAUUUAAUUUUGGAUUGAAAUUACAAUAAAAAGUUUUCUGGUUUUUUUAUGUUGAUUUAUGGAAUGUAAACUGGUGAUAGAUAAGUGUGCUUGAAAAAAAAAAAAAAACAUAUUAGUAUUAUAAUACAAAAUUAAGAA
This is a messenger RNA of Cinara cedri, 10179 nucleotides long. The record is from the annotation of a GenBank genome assembly. NCBI's taxonomy places the organism in Eukaryota, Metazoa, Arthropoda, Insecta, Hemiptera, Aphididae.